CCAUAUAAAACAGAAACCAUUUGAUGAAAGUACAAUAAGUGAUAAUCUUUUGCAGAAAACACUUCGCAAAUUUACCAUGAAGACGUUUUUGGUUGUACUUUUACUUGGCCUGGUUGCCAUCACGUUUGCAGAAAGGGAAAAACGAUUCUUGUGGAAAAAGUGUAAAAACGAUUCCGAGUGCGGUGCUGACAAAUGCUGUGUGAAUCUACUCAAGUUCUGUGCAGCAAAACGAGGAUUGGACCAAUCAUGUAACUUGAUAAGUCUUCAUGGAUGUGGAUGUAAGGAAGGAUUGUCAUGUCAAGCAAAGCACAGUAUAGCCGGAAAACCUGUGUACUACACUUGCCAACCUGAACCAGGCUCUGGGGAUGGAGGCUUUUAAACAAGAUAUAUCAACUAAGUCAAUAAACGUCAUUGAAUAAACAUGUCGUAAAAU
Molecule: messenger RNA, 433 nt
Organism: Exaiptasia diaphana
Lineage: Eukaryota; Metazoa; Cnidaria; Anthozoa; Actiniaria; Aiptasiidae
Exons: 3
Coding region: 77-379 (100 amino acids)
Biological process (GO): lipid catabolic process; digestion
Cellular component (GO): extracellular region
Molecular function (GO): enzyme activator activity
Source: RefSeq, a predicted model, not a curated record